Condylostylus longicornis is the source of this 1193-nucleotide messenger RNA. Its product is annotated as putative mediator of RNA polymerase II transcription subunit 26. The record is from RefSeq and is a predicted model, not a curated record. The transcript is spliced from 3 exons. The coding region runs from base 71 to 730 and encodes 219 amino acids. NCBI's taxonomy places the organism in Eukaryota, Metazoa, Arthropoda, Insecta, Diptera, Dolichopodidae.
CUUUCUUUCGUUAAUUUAGUUCGAUCAUAACACUUCCUGUACUAUGUAUUAAUAAUUUAUAUACUAAACAAUGUUUACAACAUUUAUAAUAGUCUUUUUGACAACAUUUUUUAUUGUUUUUAUAAUAAGGAUUGCAAUUCGUAAAUUUGCUGAUAUAAAUGAUCCACCAGUUAGGACGAGACGUACCGCCCCACCUACUGAAUCAGCAUCAACACGAGUAUUCACAAUCGAAAGAAAUUCAGAAUUAACUGUUGUCAAUUCUCAUAGAGCACCGCCACCUGAUUAUAAUCAAUCAAUAUUAAAUGAAAUGCAAUUUCCAAGACUAAGUCAAACAAAACAAUUCUUUAUUAUUAGUGAUAAAGAUUUGCCAUCUUACGAGGAAGUUAUCGCACAAAAAAAUCAAGAAAUAACAUUAAAUAAUAAUAUACCAACAAGUAGUAGUAAUAAUGCAACUUCAUCAAUAACGGCAAUAAUACAAGAAUCGAUAAUAACUGCUGAUAACAAUCAUAAUAUAACAAAUAAUAAUGUAAAUUCAACAAAUGCUAUACAAAUCAAUAAUAUAGGAAAUAGUAAUAAUUGUAUAGCGACAUUAUCAACUACAACUACAAUUGAUAGUACUACACCAAAUACAAUUAAUAGAAAUAUAAUAACUACACCAAAUAUAACAACUACAAUUGAUAAAAAUAAUUCAGAAAAUAGAACUACAUCAGCUACAGUUAAUACUCAAUGAAAUGUGGUUUCUCAAUACGGUACUAUUGAAAUAAAUUGAUAUUUGAGAUCAUAAAAAAAAGAGAGUUUUUAAAUCGUAAAUAGCUAAUGAACUACUUACAUACCACACAUAAUCUUUACAUACAAAUAUGUACUGAGGAUUACUAUUAUAUUUUUUAAUUCUUUUAUAACAUUUGUGUACAAAUUGUUUUGUAACAAGGGAUUAAAAUGGAUAUAACCACCUACAGUUGAACAAUAGAACAAACAGUUAACACAAAUUAUCAGAACAAGAUAUCUUAUCUUCAAUUUUUUAAGAUUUGUUAUAAUUUUAUAACGACAUUUUUAUAUUAAAUUUAUUAAAUUAUAAUCGGUAUUUCACAAUUCAUAAAUUUUUUUUAUAGAAAUAAGUUUAAACGAUAAUUAUUAUGAUUUAUAUUUGUAUACAUGUAAUACAUACAUAUAAAUAAUAUGACUGUGAUUUUAAA